AUGCCCCCCGACAGAUCAUGUUUUACGGCACUGAACCUGCCGCCAAAUUUUUCCUGCCCGGAGCGCAUGGACUAUUUUACUCUGGCUGCAGCACCUAACACUGAUUUAUGGCGCAAACCACCGGACCGCGACACCUCGACAGCUCCCAUCUUGUUCACAUCGCUGUUGCAGCCAUUCGUUAUUGCGGAAGUGACAGUCACGGCGGAUUGGGAGAUGGAAUGGGAUCAGGGCGGCCUGGUUAUAUUCGCUGGCCCAGCACCGUCCCAACAAGCACUGCCACCCUCAAAUAUUGGCCGUAAUAAUGUUAAUGAUAAUAAUACUCAUAACACACACGUCAUCCCCUCAGCCCAACUACCUCGAGAGCAAACGGCACCACCUCCAUACCCGCAGCCAACCCGGCACACUCCCUGCAAAUGGGUAAAGGCCGGUCUGGAGUUUUCCUCCGGAACCGUCAAUGCUUCCUCCGUGAGCGCUACGGCGGAUGGUGCAGAUUGGUGUCUAUCACCAUUGGCACCGCCUAACCAACCCACAACAAUCAACUCGCUGCGGAUAAAGCUCGAGCGCGUUGGCCACUCACUCUGGGUCUGGUACCAGCUGCCUUCAGCCGUCUCCCCUUAUGCAUGCACACCUGGUGCGUUGAGUGAUACCUGGCGAAAGCUUCGCGAGGUCACGUGGUUCUUUUGGGGUGUUGAGGACAAGAGUGUCCAUGUUGGCGUAUAUGCUAGUCGUCCAUCAAAUUUUUCGAUAAGCAAUAGUGCGUGGGAAAUGAGGAAUGGGAAUCGCUUCGUCCAGGGUGGGCCUCCGGAGCAAGGGCAAGGGGCUGUGGCUGGCGGGAGUGGCAUCGUAAAUCGUUCCAUGGACGACGACGCGGGACCCGACGGGCUGGUUGUGGAGUUUGAGGAUCUGGAGAUUUUUUGA
This is a messenger RNA of Histoplasma mississippiense, 918 nucleotides long. RefSeq lists its product as hypothetical. The record is from RefSeq and is a predicted model, not a curated record. NCBI's taxonomy places the organism in Eukaryota, Fungi, Ascomycota, Eurotiomycetes, Onygenales, Ajellomycetaceae. Bases 1 to 918 code for a protein of 305 amino acids. The transcript has a single exon.